CCUAGGGUUUCAUAAAUCAAUUGUCGUUUACUCGCAACAGCUCUUGCUCAAUUCCGCUAGGGUUUCAGAGGGACUUGAAUCAUUCAACACCGAUUGAACUGCGAUUCUGUCAUGAUGUGAUCGAACAUCUUAUGAGAUCGUGCAAUUGGAAUCGUUCAACAUCGAUUUAAUCAGGUUCAAUCAUCCUGCAAUUAGAGUUUUUCAUCGGCGAUUCAAUCAGACGCAAUCAUUCGUGCAUUUGCAAUUGGAACCUUCUCUAACAUCAUUCAAUUGGAAUCAUCAUUCUGAAAUAAGUCGAAAUCAUUGUUCAAUUGGAAUCAUCAUUCGGAGAUCUGGUUUCAAUCGAUUCUGUAUUCACUCGGUACGUCGUGCUUAAACAUCGAAGGCUGGUGGAUUUCAAUCGAUACGUCCUUAUUUCAUUAAACUUCUAGGUGAUUCAUUUGAAUAUCUUGUUUUCAAGUUUAGUUGAUCAUUUAAUCAAUCUACACAGAUUCAAUAUCUCUGAAUAUUUAUCAGGAAUUCGUAUUUAUUGUUGGAUAAGGUUAAAUCUGGUUGCUGAUUUUGGGAGAUUAGUAGAGAAUGGAGAAAUCGAGUGCUUUAGACUACAUCAACCAUAUGUUUCCUACAAGUUAGUUCAUUUCAUCUUCUAUGUAUUAUUACAUGUGUGGUUUAAUUUUAAGGUCUGAUCAUGGUGAGAUACUUUCUUCUUGAAAGUUCACCAUAUUUUAUAAUAAGGCUGGCGUAAGCUUAUGUCUGCAGCAGUGUGAUACACGGUCACUGAUUUGGAUCCAUCCAACCGAUGCUCCAAGCCAUUUUAGAUGGCAGACAUCUGCCAAAGUUGAAUUAUUAAAGGUCUGGAUGCUCCCUUUGUGAAUACUACUGAUUAAUAUGUUUAUUGCUUACUUCUGUUUCGUAGUCAAUUUUUACCUCUACUAUAGUUAAAGACUGAUGGAUACCGUUGGAAUGAAAGUACUGGCAAACAAUCGUAUUUUAAGGUUGAAGUAAGGAAUGGAACAACAAGCACACGCUUUGAUGUCAUCUUUUGACCCAAUUCAUUUUCAAGCCAGUACAGGAUUGAAAACCAUAGUAUGUUUUUACCCUUCCAUUUUCGGCAAACGGAUGGUGCUGAUGAUUCAUGGCACUGUCUACAUCCUUGCACAAGUGCUUCAUUUUUAUGAGAAGACCUUGGUAGAGAACGAAUCCUGGAGGUCAUGGUGGAUGACACUGACAUUAAAGAUUCAGCUAAGUACAAAAUUGAUCAAAAUUUGGAUUGUCUUUUAGCUCAAGUUAGCAUCAAUCUAAGAUCUAUUACCUUAGCAUCAAUCCUGAAGGUCAUGGUGUUGUUCGUUCUGUCCCAACUGAAUUGAAGAAAGAUCACAAUGAAAUUCUGGAGUUAUCCCAGCUUGGUGGUUAGUUUGGCUUAUCCUCUUGUCGGCGGCGGCGGUCACGAUGUUCCCUUCAUCAAAACUAAAACACCAGAAAACUGCCAGUUCACAGUUUCUGUCUUAUCCAAAGUCUACUACCCACCUGGGUUUUCUCGAAAGGUGUUGGCGGAAGCGGUUGCUACAUUCUUGUUGGUGUUUGUUACGUGUGGAUCUGCGGCGUUAACCACAAGUGAUGAUGGGAAACUGUCGCAACUCGGAGCAUCUUUAGCCGGUGGGCUGAUUGUGACGGUCAUGAUCUAUGUUGUUAUGAUGUUUUGAUGUUUGGAUUUGGGAAAUUUAGUUUUAGUUAUUUGAUGUUUUGAUUUGGAUGUUUAUUAUGAGGAACUUUGGAUGUAUAAUUUUUUAUAUUUUAAUGGAAUGGCAACAAGUUAUAAAU
Messenger RNA from Helianthus annuus (common sunflower), 1821 nucleotides. Its product is annotated as aquaporin NIP2-1-like. The record is from RefSeq and is a predicted model, not a curated record. Gene Ontology annotation, cellular component: membrane. Gene Ontology annotation, molecular function: channel activity. The coding region runs from base 1380 to 1703 and encodes 107 amino acids. Gene Ontology annotation, biological process: transmembrane transport. The transcript has 7 exons. NCBI's taxonomy places the organism in Eukaryota, Viridiplantae, Streptophyta, Magnoliopsida, Asterales, Asteraceae.